Peronospora belbahrii is the source of this 2235-nucleotide messenger RNA. The record is from the annotation of a GenBank genome assembly. Lineage: Eukaryota; Oomycota; Peronosporomycetes; Peronosporales; Peronosporaceae.
AUGUAUACUUCGUCCGCUCCUGGACCUGCUCGUGGACGUGGUGGGAAUCCAAAUGCAGUACCACCCCAGCAGUCACAGACACAGCAACUUCGUGGUCCAUCAUCGGGAAAUCCUGGUGCCCCACCUCAAUUGGCUACAACGGCUACUAGUCGUGUGGGUGAGAUGUUAGACCAGGUGAAGGCCGAGUACGAAGCUGCGAUUCAGCAGCUUAAUAUGGCCAAGAUGGAACAAUUGGAGGUUGAGCGCAAGAUCCAGUCGCAGGUUGUCGAGAUGGAUCAGAUUCAGCAGUCACUUAAGGCACUUGAGGCUAAUCAUCGUCGUAUUCGUCAGCAGUAUGAGGAGGAUAUGCUACGUAUGCGUCGGCAGCUCGAGACGGGUCAAGUAUCUCAGCAGCAGGUGGCACCGCAACAGCAAGUGACCGCCAAGCUGCCAGCCAAGCGUUCACGUGCCCCACCAACUAGUAGUAGCACGCAAGACGACUCGUCUUCUCUCAUGUCGAAUCUUGUGGCGGCUGCAACGUCUUCAGGCCGUGUCGGAGCUGCAACCAAUCAACAGCAGCGUGGAAGUGGCAGUUCACCCGUGCGCGUAGUGCCGGUCCAGCCUGCCUCACGCAGUCUGCAGCAGCUUGGUCAGCAGCCUCCUCAGCUUCCACCUGCCUCGCAACAGGGAGGCAACAACAACCCACCCCCCACAACUCACAUUAACAGCGAAGUAAACGGCAAAGAUCGCUCAGUUAGCUCACCCCCGGUUCUCAAGAAAUCCAAACUUAAUGGGUCAGAGUCCGGCAUUUCGAAUCUUAACGCCAAUGGCAAGGGCGCAAUGGCGACCGUCAGCUCCGCUGGUAGCAGUACUUCUACCUCUAGUGGAAUGCUGCCCCAUGUCUCUAAGAUGAAGCGGGAGCAGGGAUCCACUAGCACGAAUUCUAGUCCCAGUGCCGCUAGCGGCAGCCAAUCUCAAGGCCUGGGCUCCAACACUACGAAGAUCGAAGGUGAGCCUGGUGAAAGCCGUAGCAGUUCGAGUUCAGCGAUACCAUUGUCCACGGCUUCAGGUAAUAACACUACGCAGAAGAGCUCGAAUACGAAAGCUAGUCGUCUCAAUUGGAGCUGCGUAUACUCGUCCAAGACGAGCAUGUCAUAUCAGGAGUCGGAGCGCCCGGCUGCCGAGAUGCACCAGUCCAUGGAUCACCAGAGUGUUGUAUGCUGCGUACGUUUCUCGUCUGACGGGACUAUGAUGGCUUCGGGCUGCCACAAGACGGCGCAGGUUUUUGAUGUGAAGACUGGCGACCGCAAAUUUCUCGUGUCUCGUCCAGCUGGUUCCAACGGACAGACGCCUACAUCUCAGUCCAAUGCUCCAGCUAACGAAGCCGACGAUGCAUACGUUCGUGCUGUUUGCUUCUCGCCAGAUUGCACGAAGUUGGUUGCAGGUAUGCCGCAAAAUACGAUCCGCGUUUGGGAUAUUGCUUCGAAUGAAGAAGGCCCGGCCAUGACUGGUCAUGAGUCUGAAAUUUAUUCUUUGGACUAUGUCAACGACCUGAUUGUGUCUGGAUCAGGCGACCGUAAGGUGCGUCUUUGGGAUGCUCGCAAUGGCCAAUGCAAGAAAAUAUUUGGCAACGAAAGCGGUGGCCCGUCAGAUGGCGUGACGUCGGUUGCUCUAUCGCCGGAUGGACGCCUUUUGGCUGCUGCAUCGCUAGAUAAGGUUGUACGAAUUUGGGAGACGGAGACGGCUCAACUGCUAGACCGGUUGGAGGGCCAUAGUGACUCGGUGUACUCGAUUGCUUUUUCACCCGACGGCAAGAACGUAAUUUCUGGAUCACUUGAUCGCAACAUUAUGCUGUGGGAUGUGUGUGCGCAGGGCCGCACGACUACACGGCCGCGCAUGCUUUUCCAGGGUCACAAGGACUUUGUGUUAUCGGUGGCUUACACGCCUGAUGGAAGAUGGUUGAUGUCUGGCUCAAAGGACCGAUCUGUUGUGUUUUGGGAUCCGCGUUCGUCACGCUCCGUGCUGACGUUAACAGGCUAUCGGAAUUCGGGACGAUGGUUGAGUCGCCGCGAUGGAAUGAACCACUUUCUACAGCAAACAACUCAGUACGGUCAAGCGAGGCGCAGUGAGAAGCAGCAAUCUGACGCUUGCGUCAAGCGCGCGGAAGUGCCGAGCUGUUUGUUCGUGAGAUGGGGUUACGAGCAAGCGCGAGACUUGAAAGAAUCGGCAAUAUUAGCAGAGGAGGUAUCGGAAUGA